This is a messenger RNA of Electrophorus electricus (electric eel), 1820 nucleotides long. It is a transcript of the gene tspan36, whose product is annotated as tetraspanin 36. Lineage: Eukaryota; Metazoa; Chordata; Actinopteri; Gymnotiformes; Gymnotidae. Gene Ontology annotation, cellular component: plasma membrane. The record is from RefSeq and is a predicted model, not a curated record.
GGGUGCCUCUUUUCCUAACAAAAUACGACUGAUUUAAAGUUAUUUGUGAGAAUAACCUAUAAUAUUAUUCAUCCAACCUCCACAUCCUACUUGUUUCUCAAAGAACAAACAACAAAAAACAUCUCAGCACCUGCAGACCGAUUGUGAUAGUUAUUCAUUUACUUGAUAGUGUUCAAUGUGUGGUAUUAGUUCGUAAAAUAUAAGUCAAUCAAUCGAAAGAAGCGACGUUAGCGCUGAGAUGGUUACUGGGUGCAGGUUUACGCAAACUGAGGAACUCUUUGAUGGUUGUUGGCGAAAAUGCUGAAUAUAAAUGAGGUGAAAUCACAGGACUUGCGCGGUGUGCGUUACUCAUUCCUGACACCAGCCCAGUCACACGGUGAGAUGCGUUUCUGAGAGCAAACAAAACAUUCUUUUGGAGCAGUUCAAACACACGCUGAUUCAAGGCUAAUUUACAGGCAUGGACUGCAGGAUUUUAACAUCCAAGACCGUUCUUUUACUUCUCAGUUGCAUAUUUUGGGCUGCGGGAGCUGCUCUUAGCUAUGUCGGUGCUUACGUGAUAAAUAGCUACAAGCACUUUGACAACUUUUUGACGGACAAAUACAUUCUCAUCCCUGCGGCCAUCAUCAUCGUCAUUGCCGUGGUCUUGUUCAUCAUCGGGCUCAUCGGCUGCUGUGCGACCCUGAGGGAGUCCACGGUUGGCUUGAGCUGUUUCCUGUUGAUCAUCGUGCUGCUCUUCGCUGCAGAAGUGACUGCCUUUGUGUUCGGCUUCGCCUACAGGGGCAGGGGCAACUUGGAGAAGUCAAUGAGCGAUGUCUUCCAGAAGUACGACGGUCAGAACUCUGAGACCCGAGCAGUGAAUUAUUUGCAGAGUCAACUGAAAUGUUGCGGCGUGCAGAACUACACUGACUGGACCAGUACUCCUUGGUACAAAUCCCAUAACAGCUCUGUGCCCCAGUCCUGCUGCAAAGAAAACCACACGUGCACCGGAAAGAUUGACCAGCCAGAACUGCUGAAUGCACAGGGAUGUGAAGCUAAGCUGGAGCAGCUGCUCCAGGACGUGCUGAGCUAUGCCAUGCUGGUGAUCUUGGGAUUCGCCAUCAUAAAGUUGUUUGGCAUGCUCAGCAUUUGUGUGAUCACCUGCAGAAGCAGCAAAGGCAGUUACCAGCCCGUUUACUCUGCCUGACCGGGGCAGGGAGGAGGCCGUGCGGGGCUGCCUGAACUUCCUGUCUGACAGGACCAAAGUGUGCAGCCUCAGUAGUGUCGCACACCUUUUUCAUUUUGGUUUUAAUGCAGUUUUUGUGAGGAAAUGCAUGAAGUAAGUAGCUAAAUGUUUGAUGGUAAACGUAAUACUAGCCAGUUUUUUGAAUAUCCCUGACAACACUGUGAAAGGAAAAUGCAUCUUACAUUGAUGUUAUAGCUGAAUUAUACUUUAUUGGCUUUUCAUUCAACAUGCACAUCCGCUUUCCGUAGUAUGUGUAAUCUUCUAAAGGUGUAGAUAACGGGCAAGGAAGGGUUCACCCAUUUCCUAAAGUGACAUUUUGAAGAUGACUUUCUGAGAAAUGAGAGGGCGUGACGUAUUUGAAUUCUGUGCAGGGGCAGGUUUUUGUUUAUUUGGGGGGUUUUUUAAGUUCAUAAGUGUUUUUGGUGUGAAUGUCCAUAUCUGUGCUGUAUUUAUUGUUGUCCUUUCAUAUCUAGUUCUCAAAAUUACUAUGAUUAACUGGUACAAGAUAUUUCAUUCUUGCUGCAAAACUCUUAUAGGUGAAAAUGUGUUAAGUUUGAGUUUGUGUUGCAUUGACAAUUAAACUCUAAAAAACGUUAAA